This is a messenger RNA of Macrosiphum euphorbiae (potato aphid), 285 nucleotides long. The record is from the annotation of a GenBank genome assembly. Lineage: Eukaryota; Metazoa; Arthropoda; Insecta; Hemiptera; Aphididae.
AUGGCUGGUUCAAUCGCUGACAACGCUACCUUAUACAAUGAGAAGAAGAAGGCUUUCACUUAUGUACCACCAUCACCUCCGGCUGAACUCAUCGAGUCUACAUCCUACACGUUAGACUUUACAGCUAGAAAAUUUAUAAUUGUCGGUAUCGAUCCAACAGAACAACUUCAAACAGUUGUUCUUUUAUUAACAUCGUCACGUUAUGUGAAAAUUAGUACAGAUUUUAUAAGACGGAUAUUCUCGCUUAUGGGUAACGUACUAUCUUUUAUAUUAGACACGCCGUAA